AUGGCACAUACGAUCAUUGCGCUAUCGGCGUCGCUGGCUCUGUGUUGCCUCAUUUCUAUCUCGAAACAUGAUGUUGUCUCCGCCUCUACCCAGGCGCAUGCCAGUCACAUCCUUGUUGACUCGGAGGCUCAAGCCGAUGAGCUAAAUCUGCAGUUAAGUGAGGCCCCGAAUCUUUUUGCCAAGUUCGCGCAGCUCGCCAAAGAGCACAGUUCUUGUCCCUCUAGCCGCAAAGGUGGCGACUUGGGUACAUUUGGACGUGGACAGAUGGUGCCUGAAUUUGACCGUGUAGCAUUUGAAGGCGAGAUUGGCGUUAUUCACAAGGUCAAGACCCAAUUUGGUUGGCACCUUGUGCUGAUAUCUCGCCGUCUGGAAGGGACUGACGAGCUGGAUCAGUUCCGCGAUCUUAAGCAAACAUUUAUGAAAAUCAUGCCUUUCCUUGGCCCAAUCGUCCUCAUCUUUAUCAUGAUUUAUGGAGUCCGUGGAAGCAGAAGCGGACCUCGUGCUCAUGCAUACCAUAUCUUGGUUAAGUCUGAGACUGAGGCCAACAAAUUGUUCGAUGAGAUCAAUGCUGCAGAAGAUAAGAAUGCAAAAUUAUCUGAACUAGCUAGAAAGCACAGCACGUGUCCUUCUGGUAAAAAGGGAGGAGAUCUGGGCAUGUUUGGACGUGGUGAGAUGGUGCCUCAGUUUGACAAGGUGGUUUUUGAAGGAAAAGUUGGUGAAUUAGCGAAGGUGCAGACUCAAUUUGGAUGGCAUGUGCUGCUCUGCACAGAACGCCUGGGUGAUGAAAAGAAGAUUAAAUAG
This is a messenger RNA of Plasmopara halstedii, 801 nucleotides long. Its product is annotated as -type peptidyl-prolyl cis-trans. The record is from RefSeq and is a predicted model, not a curated record. Gene Ontology annotation, molecular function: peptidyl-prolyl cis-trans isomerase activity. The transcript has a single exon. NCBI's taxonomy places the organism in Eukaryota, Oomycota, Peronosporomycetes, Peronosporales, Peronosporaceae. Bases 1 to 801 code for a protein of 266 amino acids.